Messenger RNA from Trichoderma virens Gv29-8, 906 nucleotides. RefSeq lists its product as uncharacterized. Lineage: Eukaryota; Fungi; Ascomycota; Sordariomycetes; Hypocreales; Hypocreaceae. Gene Ontology annotation, biological process: protein transport. The transcript has 2 exons. The coding region runs from base 1 to 906 and encodes 301 amino acids. The record is from RefSeq and is a predicted model, not a curated record.
AUGCCCCUCGCAGCGACCUGGCUGACCAAGCUCAAGGUCCAGCUGAAGCUCGCCAUUGCGCGCCUGCGCAUGGUGCAGCAGCGGGAUGAGCAGCUGGGCAAGACGCAGCGCCGGGCCAUGGCGCAGCUCCUCGAGGCGGGCAAGGUCGACUCGGCAACGAUCCGCGUCGAGAACAUCAUCCGGUCCGACAUCACGAGCGAGCUUCACGAGCUGUUGGAGCUGUACUGCGAGCUGCUGCUUGCGCGGGCCGGCCUGAUGGAGGGGACCGUGUGCGACCCGGGGCUGGAAGAAGCCAUCAAGAGCAUCCUCUAUGCGGCGCCCAAGACAGAGAUCAAGGAGCUCAUGACGGUGCGGACGCUGCUGGCAGAGAAAUACGGCAAGGAGUUUGUCCUCGCGGCCAUGGACAACGCAGACGGCAAGGUCAAUGAAAAGGUGGUCAAGAAGCUGAGCGUGGAGGCGCCGCGACAGGAGCUGGUGACAGGCUAUCUGGAGGAGAUUGCAAAGGCGUACGGCGUCGAUUGGCCCAAAAGGGAGAGAACGAUCACGCCGCCACCCCCGGAUCUGCUGGACGAUGAUGAAGACGUGGACGGCGGCGAUCCGUCGGGUGGACAGGCGCAGAAGAACGAUCUGACCAAGCCUCUAACGGCAGCGGAGAGGAAACUCUCGCUGGGCGAGGAGCAGAUGGACCGGGCCACGCCGCCGAGCGCGAGGCUGGGAGAGCCCAAGAGCCCGCUGAUGGUGACGCCGCCGCGGAUGACGACGGACAAUGUGCACCCGAAGGUGAUGAUGGGGUCCGUGGAGCUCAAGAGCAAGAAGGAAGAGGUGGCGCGGAAGAAGGAGCCGGAAGGGUCAAUACCGGACAUUGGGGAUCUCGAGAGGAGAUUUGCGGCGCUGAAGAAGAGGUGA